AUGGAGACCGCCAUUCAAAUGCGCAUGGGCGCUCAGAUGGUGGUGCAGAGCAACGCCUUCAAGAACGUGUCGUACCCCGUAACCAGCAAGUACUCGAAGCAGAUAUAUGCCACGGUCAGCGACAACGACCUCGGCGGCGGCGUCAACAACGGGCCGGCCGGCAACCUGACGGCGACCCCGGUCGGGUGCUCGUACUCGCUCCUCGGGUCCGGCCACCGUCGCGGCGAUGGUCCCCGGCCAGGCUGUGAUAUUUUGACUUUUCAGGUUGAGUGCGCCGGCUUCAACUUCGUAGGAGGGCUGAGGUGGGAGGUUAGGGUCAAGUCCGGUCAAGUUAGGGAUCGGGGAAUCAUGAUCAGGAGAGGAGCAUGA
Molecule: messenger RNA, 369 nt
Organism: Thermothielavioides terrestris NRRL 8126
Lineage: Eukaryota; Fungi; Ascomycota; Sordariomycetes; Sordariales; Chaetomiaceae
Product: polysaccharide lyase family 1 protein
Exons: 2
Coding region: 1-369 (122 amino acids)
Source: RefSeq, a predicted model, not a curated record